Messenger RNA from Nerophis ophidion (straightnose pipefish), 1390 nucleotides. Its product is annotated as nephronectin. The transcript has 9 exons. The record is from RefSeq and is a predicted model, not a curated record. Bases 221 to 1114 code for a protein of 297 amino acids. Lineage: Eukaryota; Metazoa; Chordata; Actinopteri; Syngnathiformes; Syngnathidae. Gene Ontology annotation, molecular function: calcium ion binding.
CUUGGCAGGAAGUUGGAGAUGGAGCGCUUGGACCCCCCUGGUGUCUCCUUGGGGGUCAAACAUUCAGAGUCUUGGUGGGAUGACUCAUCUACUUUGCUCAGGUGAGCUCACCUGCAACCUGCAGCAGCCUACAAUUACACCGUGACACCCCCAACCUUCCAACGCCCACCCUCCUGAUGGAUGACGCCUGCAGACUUGACUUGUCGGCUCUCAAAAGAAAAUGAGCGUCUUCAGGCGGCGAGUCUUGGCGGCGAUGCUGCAGCUCCUCACGAUCUCACUGGCUCAUCAUCAGCUGAGUGAGUCUGACGACCACGUGGCAGCACCACCACCUUCGGGUGGAGCCCAGCUGGGGAUGUGCGGCGACGGGCACAGCGCUUCUUGUUGCCCAGGAUGGAGGGAUGUGAGCGGACUCUGUCAGCCACUUUGCAGGCAGUCUUGUGUGGAAGGACAAUGUGUGGCACCUGACAGGUGUUCAUGCCACGCGGGCUUCCAAGGACCACGUUGUGACCAAGAUGCAAACGAGUGCGGUUUGUCGGCGCGACCGUGCUCCCAGCGCUGCAUGAACACGCCUGGUAGCUAUCGCUGCUUCUGUGAACCUGGACAGCAGCUGACUGUGGACGGACACGACUGUGCCAGACACAUCACAUGUGUCUCCCUGCGAUGCCAGUUUGGUUGCCACGUGGAUGGAGGACAAGGAACAGUGCACUGCCUGUGUCCUCCUGGUCUCCACCUGGCCCUGGACAACAGAACCUGUGAAGACGUGGAUGAGUGCCGGCGUCAUGCCAACCUGUGCCCACCUCGCUGGACGUGCAGGAACACAUUCGGCAGCUUUGUGUGCGUGUGCCAGGCCGGGCGGGUGAUGGGCACGCUGCAGGGCUCGGUGCAAUGCAGAGACGAGGACGAGUGUGUGACGGGCGCCCACGGGUGCAGCCGCCACGCUCGCUGCAUCAACACGGAUGGUUCGUACAGCUGUCAGUGUCUGAAGGCCUACGUGGGCAACGGCCGCACCUGCUGGCCCAGGAGAGCCGCCCAGUCCCCUAAGCCGGCAAAGUACUUCAAUUACAAACUAUCCAAAAGAACGGGGACUAGGAGACCCUCUGUUCAGCUCCAUUGACUUGAGGGUUCCAUGUCCGCCAUCCUAGUCACUGCCGUUGUGUCCUUGGGCGAGACACUUUACCCACCUGCUCCCCGUGCCACCCACACUGCUUUAAAUGGAACUUAGAUAUUGGCUUUCACUAUGUAAAAGCACUUUGAGUCGCUAGAGAAAAGCGCUAUAUAAAUAUAAUUCGCUUCACUUUCACUCGUCAUCAUCUCCCAACAUGUUGGACGUCAGCAAGAAGUGGGACUGGACUUUGACCAGAACUGAACCGUGAUCUUUAAGUGCAGGUUG